GACGUAUGAAAUAGGCGACGGGACGUAUGAUGGAGGGAGGAGGAGUCGUUAAAGACACACACGCUGAUUGCUUGGGUUAUUCAUAUUGCGUGAACGCUGCGUUUGUCUGCUCGUGAUUUUGUAUUGCAUGAUGGCAGGAUUUUGCUUUCUUUAUGGGUCAUAAUGCAGCAUAAGAAUGUGACAAGACAUCAAAGAACAGUAACCGUGAAACGGAGAGGACUUCCCUUACUUUGUAGGAAGCUGUUGAGGCAGAAUGGAUUUUGGAGCUGCGUCUGUUUUUCAAACUUCAAUAAAGGAAGCAAGAGCCGCUUUCUGCUUAAAAAGAAAUGGCAAGGCGCACAAUAUAAAUGUUCAAAGAGUGUGUUGAACAGAAAUUCCAUAUCUAAAGCAAACCCAAAUAAAUCCAUUACACUGAUAUCAGCAGGAAUUUUCCUUGAAGAGUUAGAAAAUGUCAGUACUUUACCUGAGGAACCUUUAACAUCAAACUCACAAGCAGAAGUGUGUGCUGAGAAAGAAACUGACAAAGAGUUGCCUGUAUUUCCUAAUCCUCAGACUGAGCGUUCAGCUGGUGAUGCACAUUUUCAAAUGCAGAUCGAUAUUCCUAGUGAAGACACUUCUGCUCUUUUAUCUGUCCAGAAAUGCAAAUCCCUAAGGAAUGGGAGAAGCAUUCACAGCAACAACAAAGCAGCCAAGGUAACUAAAAGCAGUUAUAAGAAAGAACUUUUAAAGAAGCAGCCACAUACUGUCAAGAAGCUUAAGAAGCAUUUGAGAUCAGCUCUCAAAGACAAAAACGUUCCUUUGUUGAUGCGGAUUACGGAGUCCUCUCUCUUCAAAUUUGCACAUCGAUGUAGAUUCAAGAACUUGCCAAUAAAAAGGCACAGAAAAGCAGAACGAGCUAAAUACUUGUCAAGGAUUUCCACUCUGAGACAAAAAAAGCUAAGAGGGAUAGCGUUGAACUUCUUAUCUCAGUGCAAUACAGAUUCAGAAGACAUAGUGGAAGAAAUAAACAGCUACCGGCUGCUAAAAUUAAGAAAGUACAAGAAGCCUACUUUGAAUAAAACUAGGAAACAUGGGUUAACUCAUUCAGAUCUAGAAGAAAUGAGUUCACAGGACACUGCAGUCCCUGUAGAGAUUGCAUUGGUGGAAACAGCUGAAAAUGAUCCAAAUUUUGAGCCUGUGGAUCAACUGUGCAACGCUGCUAAUAAAAUGAGUGGUGAAUGCAAACAGACUUUUGUGAAAAAAGCAGUUUCACCCAAAAGUGGAAAACUAAAAGAUGAUCCAGGGCAACUAGCUACUGACCAGAUAGAACAUACCUUAGUUAAUGGCACAGGUUACACAGAGAGUAGUAAAAGCACUGACAAGGAGGUAGGGCUUCCUGUUUCAUUCUCUAACCCUUUCCAGACACCGUUACGGGAUCAUGUGUAUUGUAAGAGUCGUGGGUCUAUAGCAGGAGAGCUUACUGAUGAAUCUGAUGGAAGUGAGAGUAUGACAAAAGCACAGCUACUGACCUCGGCGACUGGAGACGAAGAAAUUACUGAACUUAUUCAUGAUUAUCUGGAGGAGUUUUAUGGGAAGUAUGGCAGUUUCAUUCCUCUUAGCGAAAAUGAUGUGCUGGAAAAUCUACAACAGGUUUUAAAUCACGAUGUUUCUGAAAGUAAACCUUUCAUAUUCAUGGAAAUCAUGAAGUAUCAGGCUGCACUUGCGAAUGCUCCAAUGUUCAAUUUCAAAGUGUCCUAUAACAAGCAUACCUUGACUUUGGAGGAUCUAUCUACUUUGGAUGGUCAGAACUGGCUGAAUGAUCAGGUUAUAAACAUGUAUGGUGAGUUGGUUAUGGAUGCAGUACCUCAUAAGGUUCACUUCUUUAACAGUUUCUUUCAUAAACAACUUGUAACCAGAGGAUAUGAAGGAGUGAAAAGGUGGACCAAAAAGGUAGACCUGUUCAGUAAAUCCCUUUUGUUAAUUCCUAUCCACCUGGAGAUCCAUUGGUCUCUGAUCACUGUGGAUAUGCCUAACCAGCACAUUCAGUUCUACGACUCUCAGGGAAUUCAUUUCAGAUACCCUGUUGAGAACAUCUUGAGAUACUUGCUGACUGAAGCUAAAGAGAAGGGCAAGCCAAUUUUCCAGAAAGGUUGGAAAAUGAUCGUGAGCAAGUGCAUUCCACAACAGAACAAUGACAGUGACUGUGGCGUGUUUGUUUUACAGUACUGCAAGUGCCUGGCCUUAGGAAAACCUUUUCAGUUUUCCCAAGAGGACAUGCCCAAAGUACGGAAAAGGAUAUACAAGGAGCUUUGUGAAUGCAGACUCUUGGAAUGAGAGGGAACUAUCUGUGGCAUUGCUUCCUUCACGUUUUAGUUUUGUUUUCUCUAUGCCACAGAUGAGUGUGUCUGCAUUAGUGGGGAGUGAAUGUGAUACAUGAUUGCAGACCAAAUACAUUAUGGAAAAGAUGGUUAAUUAUAUGAAAUUCAACUAAAACAGUGUGAAAUUUAACAGUAACAGGUUACUUUAUUAUGGAAGCAAGGAUACUUGCAUGCUCACUCAACACCCCAGUGUACAGAUAAUACAUUUAGCAGGAGAACCAUAGGGAGGGGGAGAGGACUUCUUUGUUACUGGUAGAUGAAUUACUUUAGGCCCUCGUAUGCAGUAUUGGUUCUAGAACCCCUCCAGCUAGGCCGUACAUCUACAAAAAGGUAGUACUGUUUAUAGGAGAAGGUCUGCUAAGGUGAAAACAUACUGUUACCUCAAGUUAAAGUUUCUAAUUUGUUUACAAUCAAUUGCAAAUAAUUACCUGAUCAAUAGUGUGCCUGUACUUAGAAGGCAUGUAAAUGUGGCAGUGAGUCGAGAUAGACUUUUUUGUUAACAACAAUGUAAGUUAAAUGUAGUUGUGUAGUUGCACUAUAAAUACUGAUUGAUUCUUGGGGGGGGCGUGGGUUAAGUCAAUGGGAGGUUGCCUCUGUGGACCAUGUGUAUUUUUGGGACAAAUGCUUGUAUUUUUUGUUUUAAUAAUAUAUACAUGCUGCCAGGUUUUCUGCUCCCCCACCCCCAUUAAAUUAAAAAUAUUCUCUGACAUACAAUAUAUGCAUUUCAAUAGUUGUUCACUUAUUCGUUCCAUGUUCCCUGGAAAUGCAUGAUUAUUGAAAGCUCAUUCAUUUUGGUGCAUGCUUUGGUCUCACUGAGACUAUACGAUCAACCGUGAGCUAAAUACCUCAAACUAGCAAGUUUUUAUAAUAAAACUGAUUCUUGUUACUUCUGAUAAUGAGGCAAUUUGUCAAUUUUAGUGAACUUUUGACUUCUUAAAAUUGUCAAUUUAACA
This is a messenger RNA of Acipenser ruthenus (sterlet), 3310 nucleotides long. Its product is annotated as sentrin-specific protease 5-like. The transcript has 10 exons. Gene Ontology annotation, cellular component: nucleus. Gene Ontology annotation, biological process: protein desumoylation. Gene Ontology annotation, molecular function: deSUMOylase activity. The record is from RefSeq and is a predicted model, not a curated record. NCBI's taxonomy places the organism in Eukaryota, Metazoa, Chordata, Actinopteri, Acipenseriformes, Acipenseridae. Bases 163 to 2313 code for a protein of 716 amino acids.